AACAACCCAACAAAUGGACGAUCCUUCACGACCAUCGUCGUCCUCUUCGUCCAGAAACGACACCAAAAUGGUGAAAACGACAGGUUUCUUUUUGCUAACCGAUGACCUUCUCCACAAUAUUCUGGCGAGGCUUCCGGCGCCGUCGUUCGCGUCGGCGGCUUGCGUGAGCAAGUCGUGGAAUCGAGUAUCUUCUCAGGUCCUCUCUCGCCCCAAGCUCGCCUCCGCCCUCUCUCUCGAUCCUUCUCCUCAGGUUGCCGUGAGAGAGGUUAUCGAUAAGGUCCUGACGGAUCCAAUACGCCCUGAUUUCGCCAUUGCCAGUGUUGGAAGUGGAUUUCGCUUGUAUGACAUUUUCAAGCUUAUAUCGAAGAAAUUGGGGACUAAAACGCCGAUAAUUAUAUCAACUGCUAAUGGAAUAAUUGGAAGAGAUGCUCUUACUGACGAGCUUAAAGAGUUUUAGUGGGAUCUAAGUGAUGAUGAUGGGUCAAUAACUUCAGUAGAUGAGAAUUUUGGCAUCGUUUUGACCGUUGGGUUUGUGCCAGGACUAAAAGUUGAUGUUAUUCCACUGUUACGAUCCACAAAGGAGCUUCGAGAUGCAUUAGUUGAGAAGUUUGUAAUGGACAUAAGGGAUUACACUGACUCUGUUUCGGGUUGUAAAUCCCCGGUUGGGAUUAUACUCUUUGGGGAAGGGCUUGUUAACAUGAAACCAAUUCUUAACAUUUUGGAUUAUGCUAUGCCCGAGGAAACAGUUAUUGUGGGUGAUGAGAGAGGUCGGUUUUUGUAUAGGACUGCGAAUGAGUCAAGAAAUUUCUGUGGAAGUGCAAAAUUCUUUACUGACGCUGUUGCUCUUACAUUUGCAAGGGAUAGAAACAACACUCAUGCCAUUGGUAAUAUUCAAUUCCAUGUUGCAUUGUCAAAUGGAGUAUCAGCAAUUGGUCCAACAUACAGGGCAGCAUCUAUUAGAGUGAAUUGUUUAGAUCAUUCUACGUGGCUCACUGCUAAAAUAGAAGGACAACGGGCUAUUCUUGAUGGUCAACGUAUUAUGAAUGAUAUCAAUGUCACGUUAGAAGAUCAUGUUGAUUCUUCUGAUUUGUACAUUGGAGUUACAAAAAGGCGAAAUUGCUCCAUUGGAUCAGAGAGGCCUAGAAUAAUAACUUUCUUGUCAUUCUAUGGAAUUGUUGGGGGAGAUGAGGAAUAUCUUUAUGUAAAUGGCCUUGGCAUCAGAACUGGCAAUCGCUUUCAAUUCUACGGUUCAGAUCCUGAUACUGCAUUGAACUCAAUUGGUCGUGUUUCUUUGGACCUCAAAAACUUUAAGUUCAAUGAAAGUACGAAGAACAUCAGUCAUGAAGUUUUUGGAGGUUUCAUCUUCUCGUGUUAUGGCCGUGGUGACACAUUCUUCACGCAAGAGGAUGUCGAUAGUUCCCCAUUUGUGAAGAACUUUCCUGGGGUCCCAUUUGCAGGAAUAUUUUGUGGAGGGGAAAUUGGGCGUAGCUCUUCAAGUUUGACAGAGGAAGGUCACAAGGAAAAUGUUCCCAGCUGCUGUCUGCAUGUCUAUAGCACUGUUUAUCUAGUGAUGUCAUAUACUUCACCACCACUUGGGUAUUAGAUUUGCUCUAAGAUGAAUGGGACGUCCUCUUUUGCUUCUCAUUCUCCCAUGGCGGGUUUCCAGUUGCUAUUGAAGAUGCCAAGGACUCCGCUGCCUUUGUCUUCCAUUUUCGCAGGAGAAGAAGACGGACCGAGGAUACGCCAGGUCAAAGUAGCGCUAGCCCUUGGCUGAACUUUUUGUAUUGGAUGUUUCUGAAUUGAAUGUACUGCUUAGACAUGAUGUUUAGAAUUUGUACAUAUGUACAAUAAGUUUAUAUGUAGAAUUUAGAAUAUCUAAUAAACUUGGUUGCUGUUAUUCAACUCUGACCUGUUUGUAAGGUUUCCA
This is a messenger RNA of Morus notabilis, 1927 nucleotides long. RefSeq names its product F-box/LRR-repeat protein At5g63520. The record is from RefSeq and is a predicted model, not a curated record. The transcript has 10 exons. Gene Ontology annotation, molecular function: protein binding. Gene Ontology annotation, biological process: positive regulation of proteasomal ubiquitin-dependent protein catabolic process; protein polyubiquitination. Lineage: Eukaryota; Viridiplantae; Streptophyta; Magnoliopsida; Rosales; Moraceae.